Molecule: messenger RNA, 3757 nt
Organism: Gavialis gangeticus (Gharial)
Lineage: Eukaryota; Metazoa; Chordata; Crocodylia; Gavialidae
Gene: XRCC5
Product: X-ray repair cross complementing 5
Exons: 21
Coding region: 20-2215 (731 amino acids)
Biological process (GO): telomere maintenance; DNA recombination; cellular response to X-ray
Cellular component (GO): nucleus; Ku70:Ku80 complex
Molecular function (GO): DNA helicase activity; double-stranded DNA binding; telomeric repeat DNA binding
Source: RefSeq, a predicted model, not a curated record
CGGGCGGAAGGAGGCGGCGAUGGCGCGCGGCGGCAGCAAGGCAGCUAUAGUGCUAUGUCUGGAUGUAGGCUUUUCAAUGAGCAAUUCUGCCCCUGGAGAGGAGUCUCCGUUUGAACAAGCCAAGAAGGUUAUGAUGAAAUUUGUUCGGCGCCAGGUGUUCGCCGAGAGCAAAGACGAAGUCUCUGUGGUUUUGUUUGGUACAGAUGGUACCGAGAAUAACCUUGCCAGUGGGGAUCAGUAUCGGAACAUCACUGUGCAGAGACACCUGAUGCUCCCGGAUUUUGAUUUGCUGGAGGACAUAGAAAAAGAGAUUCAACCGGGCUCUCAACAAGCUGACUUCUUGGAUGCGCUUGUGGUGUGCAUGGACUUGCUGCAGAAUGAAACAGUAGGAAAGAAAUAUGACAAACAGCACAUCGAGGUGUUUACAGACCUCAGCAGUCCCUUCAGUGAGGAUCUUCUUGAGGUUAUCAUUGCCAACUUGAAGAAAACAGGAAUCUCGCUACAGUUCUUCUUGCCAUUUCCAGUGGUGACGGAUGAGGAUGAAAGUGGGGCUAUGGGUGACAGCCCACGUUCUGAUACGCGCAGAAGCUCUUUUCCAAGGAAAGGAUUAACUGAGCAGCAGAAAGCAGGUAUCCGUGUGGUGCAGAAAUUGAUGUUUGCUUUGGAGGAAGAAGGAGGCCUGGAUGAAAUUUACACUUUCAGAGACAGCCUGGAGCGUCUUUCAAUGUUUAAGAAAAUUGAAAGAAGACCUAUGGCUUGGCCCUGCCAGCUCACUAUAGGUUCUAAUCUGUCCAUAAGGAUUGUGGCCUACAAAUCAGUCACAGAGGAAAAGGUGAAAAAAUCCUGGACAGCUGUGGAUGCCAAGACCCUGAAAAAAGAUGAUAUUCAAAGAGAAACUGUUUACUGUUUGAAUGAUGAUGAUGAAACAGAAAUUCAGAAAGAAGACAUUAUUCAAGGGUUCCGCUAUGGGAGUGAUAUAGUUCCUUUCUCUAAAGUGGAUGAAGAGCAAAUGAAAUACAAAACUGAAGCAAAGUGUUUUUCUGUUUUGGGAUUCAGCAGAUCGUCUCUGAUUCGGAGACAUCAUUAUAUGGGCAGCCAGGUUCUAAAGGUCUUUGCAGCAAAAGAUGAUGAGGCUGCAGCUGUUGCGUUUUCUGCCCUAGUUCAUGCUUUGGAGGAAUUGGACAUGGUUGCCAUUGUGCGUUAUGCUUAUGAUAGAAGAUCGAAUCCUCAGGUUGGAGUAGCUUUUCCAUGUAUCAAGGAUGCAUAUGAGUGUCUUAUAUAUGUUCAGCUGCCUUAUAUGGAAGACAUAAGACAGUACAUGUUUGCUUCCUUGAAAAACAACAAGAAGUGCACUCCUACAGGUGAGCAGUUGUCUGCUGUCGACUCUCUGAUUGAUUCAAUGAGUUUGGUCCAUGAAGAUGAUGAUGGCAAGACAUUUGACACAUUUAAAACAAGCAAAAUUCCAAAUCCUCACUUUCAGAGAUUGUAUCAGUGUCUGCAUCAUAAGGCUUUUCACCCGAAUGAGCCCUUGCCACCUAUUGAACAGCACCUUAUCAACAUGUUGGAGACCCCUCGGGAAGUGAAAGAAAGAUGUCAGACUUCUCUUGAAAAAAUAAAGUCGCUUUUCCCCCUAAAGGAAGCUGGAAAGAAAAAACAGCAGAAAACUGCCCAAGAUAUCUUCCGAGACAACAACGGAGAGGGCCCCAGUACUACAAAGGCAGAAGCUGAAGAUAAAGAAGACAGCGUUAGCAUUGCAAACCUUGCUCAAGGCAAUGUCACCUCCGUUGGAAGUAUUAACCCAGCAGAAGACUUCCGAGUGCUGGUGAAGCAGAAGGAUGCUAACUUCAAGGAGGUGAGCCAGCAGCUGAUAAACCGCAUCGAUCAGUUUUUGGAAAGUAAAGGCUGGCAGUAUUAUAGGAAGAGCAUUGAUUGUAUCCAAGUUUUCAGAGAGGAGGCCAUUAAGCUGUCAGAAGUUCAGCGCUUUAAUGAUUUCCUGCAGGCCCUGAAAGGAAAGGUGGAAGAUAAAGGCUUAACUGAUUUCUGGGAGAUUGUGAUACAAGAUGAAAUUACUUUGAUCACUAAAGAUGAAGCAGAAGGAAGUACAGUGACUGGGGAGGAAGCCAAAAAGUUCUUGGCCCCUAAAGAAAAACCAGCAGAAGCUCCCCAUUUGGCAGAGGAAGGUGGCGAUGUGGAUGAUUUACUUGACAUGAUGUAAGUGGCUGGCGAUAUGUGGGAACCAUGGAAGACCAGGCUUGGUAUUAAAAAGAAGGCGGAUCAUCCAUUCCCCUAUAGCCCUUUGUUUCUUGAGAGAGAGCAUUCAAAGGAUGUAUCCCGUUGGUGUAAAUCCCAGAGCUGACUCUAUAACACCGAACCAAAGAUUGAAAUAAUCUGCAGAAAUUUCUGCAUGAGACUCUUAAAAAACAAUGACAACAAAGAAACCAGCUGACACCCACGACCUCCUUCAGUGUGUUGGUCUAUUUUAUACCUAGUGUUGUACUGUUUCUUUGUCGUCUCAACUUCCACUAAACCUUCUUCAAUCUUAGUGAAGGCGCUUGUUGUUGGAUAUCACUGAUGACUGGCCAGAAGGAUGUUAGGGAUGUCAGAGUGACAUUGCAGGAUCCUGUAGGUGAAGCUUGAGCGGAAGGAAACCAGUGUCUUCCUAGUUCAAAAGGACAAAAUAGUUACUUUCCUGGCUUCCAUCAAAUCAGAAAAGGAAAAAUAAAUGGGUGUUUUGGACAUAAAAAGCUGAAAAGAAUCAUUACAAAAUAUCCAUGACAAGGAUUUGUAAUGCAUUCUCCCCAAAUGUACAGCAGAACCGGUAGUAAACAGUAGAGCGCAGCCAGCUUGCAAAUCAGUGCUUAUAUGCUUGUGCUUCUCCUAUAAACUCUCUUGCCCAACCAAAGCAUGAACAGGGUCUUUCAUCCUAAUCUAGAGUCUCUCUGGCCAUUUCCAGUUAUUUUUGUGCCUUCUCUUGUCUUAAUGUACUUGGAAGCUUCCUGCUCCAUGUGCCGUACCUUCCCUUUCUUCUCAAACUUUUAAUUGAUUGCAGUUACUUUAGUUACCUUCAUGCUAAAACAACGACUGACUCAAGUGUUAGAGACUGCAGCUAACUUGCUAACACAGUGCCCAGGAGCCCUUCAGAGCCAGACCAUUAAAAUGCUCUGUACGCUGAUGAUUUGGGUUUUCAAAAAGACAGAUCAUUACACAAAGGGCCCAAAAGAGAAUGAAGUAACUAGUUGUGCAUGCUUGGACAGGACACUUGAAUGCUGUGAUUAUGUGGUCAUGAUGCCGUUACCGGGAUGAUGUCUUAGGCGCAUGUCAUUUUGUUCUUGUUAACAUAUACACGUGUAUGACAUACGUAACGUACACACGUAGGACAGACAGGCUGCAGAAUGACAUCUCCUCUCUGAAUCCUGGGCUUACCUGAUAUUUUGGUAUAAAAUGUCUGCACAUCGUAUAGCAUGACUCCUGGGUCAGGAAGUCGAAGCGUCCUUUCUCCUUCCUACCUUCCUCCACUCACCAAAAGGGCUCUUGAAUCACGUGCUUUCCCCUGGUUCAAGAGAUUUCCAGCGACAGGCAGACUGACAGCAAACAAAUCACUGACCGCACCCUCCGAGCCAUAGUGUCAAAGUGGUUUCUCAUAAUUGUAAAUAAGAAAUAACUGGCCACAUUCAUGAUCAUUAUGUAACCAGCUGGUUUUUAGUUUUCUCUUAAAACAAUGGUUAAUAAAAUAUUUUCAUGGCUUUUUUGUUCCCCA